AUGGCUUCCGAAACAGAUAAUACCGUUCCUACUCUCCGCAAGGUCCUUGUCUCUGAAUCUGAGCCACUUGCUCGCCGCUUCCGCGCUCUUUUCUCCCUUAAGCACUUGGCCUGCCUCCAGCCUACCACAGACCAGACCCUCCCCGCCAUCGAAGCGAUCGCCGCAGGUUUCGCGUCGCCUUCAGCUCUGCUCAAGCAUGAGCUUGCCUACUGCCUUGGCCAAACCAAGAACUUCGAAUCUGUCGCAUACCUGCAGCAUGUGGUGAAGGAUACCGAGGAGGAUGCGAUGUGUCGCCAUGAGGCUGCCGAGGCGCUGGGCGCUCUCGGAUACGCGGAUAGCUUGGACAUCCUUAAGAGAUUGAGGGAUGACACAAAGGAAUUGGAUAUUAUCAGGGAGACUUGCGACAUUGCUGUCGACCGAAUCCUGUGGGAGAACUCAGAAGAGCGUAAGGCCGAGAAAUUGAAGCCUAGUGAUUUUACCUCUAUUGACCCUGCUCCCCCCAUGCCCCUAGAGGCCAGCGCCGAACCCUGCAUCCCCGACCUGGAAAAGACACUGCUUGACACCAAGCUCCCUCUGUUCCAAAGAUACCGUGCGAUGUUCGGUCUGCGCGACCUUGCCUCGCCCCCAGAUCUUCCCACAGCAGUCGACGCCGUCAAUGCGCUGGCUAAGGGCCUCAAGGACCCCUCUGCUCUCUUCCGCCAUGAAGUUGCCUUUGUGUUCGGACAACUCUGCCACCCUGCCUCGAUCCCUAGUCUCACAGCCUCGCUGAGUGACCUGUCAGAAGUAGGAAUGGUGCGACACGAAGCGGCGGAAGCCCUUGGCAGUCUGGGCGAGGAGGAGGGUGUGGAGGAGACCUUGAAGAAAUUCUUGAAUGACCCAGAUCAGGUGGUCAGGGACAGUGUCAUUGUUGCUCUUGACAUGGCAGAGUUCGAGAAAAAUGGCGAAACGCAAUAUGCGCUAAUCCCGGAUACCGCUGCACCCAUUCCUGCAUGA
This is a messenger RNA of Penicillium egyptiacum, 993 nucleotides long. Lineage: Eukaryota; Fungi; Ascomycota; Eurotiomycetes; Eurotiales; Aspergillaceae. The record is from the annotation of a GenBank genome assembly.